Molecule: messenger RNA, 2981 nt
Organism: Drosophila kikkawai
Lineage: Eukaryota; Metazoa; Arthropoda; Insecta; Diptera; Drosophilidae
Source: RefSeq, a predicted model, not a curated record
CAUUUGUACACACACGGCUACGCCUGGAACUUCAGUACAUCUCCAGAUUCACAACGAAAUUUCGCGUUUUCGUUGUCCUUCUUUUAACUUCGAUCGACUUCCGGAUCUACGAAAACAUGAAUAUCCUUGCGCGCAACAAGCCAGCUGGACUGAAAGUCUCGCGAGGAUCACCCUUUGGGGCAUUACAAACUCGAGGACCUUUUUCUGGGGAUAAAAAGCCUCUAGCAUCAGCUAGAACCCCUACAAGUCGGGACAUCUUACAGACUCAAGGAUAUCUAGUGGCCAGCAAACCAAAAUACUUGGAUCGAACAACCGCCAUUCCGGGUCCCGUACAAACUCGACAACCUUUUUCAAAGGGCAACCAAUCUGUAUCCUUGGAUAAGACUUCAGGCAAUAAGUUAGCGGCGUUCAAGAUCGCCCGAGGAUCAGCCACACGUAUUGGCCCAUUACGAACUCAAGGACCUUUUCCUGUGCCUAAAAAACCUUCAAUCAUUACAAAAUUAAAACCUCCAAGAUAUUUUAAGGCCAGCGAACCGAAAUCUUCGGGCAACCAACCUGUACCCUUUGGUAAAACUACAGGCAACAAGCCAGGUAACAAACCAGUAUCCAUGGAUAAAGCUUCUGGCAACAAGCCAGGCAACAAACCUGUAUCCUUGAAUAAAACCUCAGGCAACAAGCCAGCGGUGCUUAAGCUCCCACGAGGAUCAGCCACACGUAUUGGCCCAUUGCGAACUCUAGGACCUGGGGCUAAAAAGACUCCAUCAGUUCGAAGCUUUAUAAAUCGGGGCCUCUCAAAAACUCAAGGACAUCUUCUAAAGGGCAGCAAUCUGAAAUCCGAACCCAAAUCGCAAACCAAAACGCAAGGACCUUUAAAGGGUAACAAACCUGUAUCCUCAGGUCAAGCUUUCACAAAUCCCAGGCCCGUACAAACACCAGGACCUAAAAAAAGCGUACCUGCAACCUUGGAUCGAGGUCCCACAAACCGCUUUCGGACUGUGUUCCCCUCGAAGACCACCAAAUCCUUACCUGCGGCUGGAGUAUCGACCAUUUACCGACCCGUAAAGACUCUAGAACCCAAUCCUAUAAGCAAGAUAUCCCAAUUCUCGGGGAGCAAGGUACGAGAGAGAACUCUUACAAGUCUUAGCCUAGAACAAACACCAGGACUCAAGACUGGCAAAGCAAGUCCCCCGCUCAAGGCCCCCGAAACUUUGUCCUCUGUAAGCAGGAAUCUGCAUAGUCCCUCCAGAAUUCCAGGUCUCGCACAGAAACAAGGACCUUUUCUCUCGACUCGCACCCCUACAAGUCCGGGUAUCUUACAGAAUCGACGAACUCUUCCUAAGCCCGGCGAAUUUGGAUCUUCACUUAUCAGGAAUAUGGCAAAUGUGUACUCAAGUCCAAGUUACAUACUAGGACCCAAGGUACCUGUACAAGUGGAUGAAGCCCCCAAAAGUGGCAAUGCUGUGAGAAAUGCUUCCAGAAUUCCCCGCGGAUCCCUGCCAAAGCCCAGCCAAUCCAUACCUUCGGGGAACAGAAAUCUCGGGGGUGCUGGUGCUCCAGACCCUGUCUGUACGGGACUGAAGUCAACCGAACUUGUUGCCUCUGAGCAAGCCUCUACAAAUCCCGUCCCUGUGCAGACAAAACGACAUGAAGCAAACGAAUCUGUAACCUUGGUAAAGGAGAAUCAGGAUUGUACCCCCACAAGUCCUGUUCCUACUCAGACAGCAGAACAUGAAGCGAUCGAAUCUGUAGCCUUGGCGAAGGAAGAUCAGGAUCAGAACAAAGAGGAACAAAAAGAUAUCAAAUCUGUAACCUUGAUGAAUGAGAAUCAGGAUUCUGUCAGUGGUAAACGUAGACUAGGCAUGUUACGUACAACCAGGAGCCGCAUACCUUUACGCAGUGAUCAGACGUCCUGCACUUUGCCGGGACAAAGCGACAAGGUCCAACCCGAUCCGACAGUACCUGAUAAAAAGCAGAACCUCAAUACGAAGCCGGAGGCCUCACCAAAACAGGGUUUAAAGGGAUCACUCCCAGGCAGCCCGUCCAAUAAAUCCAAACUGACGCCCAGAAGAGGUCUGGCCUUCCAACCUGACUUGGCCGACGAGCUGGACAAACGUAAUCUCUUCAUUAACGAACUGAAGAUUAAGUUGGUGCAGAGCCAGAACUUGGUCUCCGAGCAGGAGCUUCGUCUUGCCGAAAGCAAGUCCGUCCAGAUGGCCAAAGACGUGGCCAUGAAACAACUGAAAUCCAAGCUUUUGACGGCCAAGGAUGAAUACGACCGCAUGCACUUGCGCUUGCAGGAAACAGAUUUUGGCCUGGAGCAGGCCACCUCCAAGGCUAACAAGUACUUGGAGCAGUACACUUCUGUGGAGGGUUACCUUACGGAGGCCCGCGAUAUGAUUGGUAACCAGCAGAGGCAGCUAAAGGACGCCGACAAAAAAGCUGAGAUUCAUUGCCAAACUGAAGCCCGGCUUCGCCAGGAUGUGGAGAGGAUGCAGGAGCAGCUGGCCCUCGACUCCCAAAGAAUUCACAGUCUGGAACAAAACGAAAAGGACUUGAGGAGAGACUUGGAGAAGAGAGACAGCCUUAUUUACCAGAUAAACCAAGAGCUUGCCACCAGGGACGAAGAAUUCCGGAACCUAUUCGAAACCCUCAAGCACAAGCACACGCAGCUGAGGAGCCAGGAGCAAAACAUCAAGCGGCUGGAAGGGCGGUAUGAGAGGGUUUGCCUAAUCCGUUCCAAGCUGGAGGAGCGGAAUGCCGCUUUGCUGGAUAGAAUUGAGCAACUCAAGGAUAAUCUUCGUAACUAUUCCCAAAUAAUUAUUGGCAACGGUGGGAAACCCUUUUACGAAGAGGUUCUGACUGGCAUUAAUCCAGGUGGUCUGGCUCCAGAGAAAGAGUUUCAGCGGAAUGUCAAGCCGAAACGCAGGGAUAAUUAGUAUAGUAUUUCCGGAAGCCAAUUUUUGGUAUACAAAAAAAAUGUA